Molecule: messenger RNA, 1665 nt
Organism: Pogoniulus pusillus (Red-fronted tinkerbird)
Lineage: Eukaryota; Metazoa; Chordata; Aves; Piciformes; Lybiidae
Gene: TMEM121B
Product: transmembrane protein 121B
Exons: 1
Coding region: 44-1564 (506 amino acids)
Source: RefSeq, a predicted model, not a curated record
GGCCGUCGGGCCCGGCGCGCCGGCUCGGGGGCCGGGGAGGACCAUGCACCGCGCUGUCUCCAACCAGCGCUCGGUCUCCUCCUCCUCGGGUUCCUUCCAGCCGCCGCCGCCGCCGCCGCUGCCGCACGCCGCCGACCGACAGCCCCUCUUCCCGGGGGGCUUCAGCAGCGGCGGCAGCCGGCGGGGCUCGGGGUCGAGCUCGGGCUCGGCGCGGGCCCACCACCCCCGAAGCAGCACCGAAGAGGAGGAGGAGGAAGAGGAGGAGGAGGACAGCAUCAGCAUAAGCAAGCCCCUGGUGCCGCCGCCUGCCGCUCCGCUGCCGGCCGCCGCCUCGCCGCUCCCGAGCAGCAGCAGCAGCAGCAGCGGCAGCGGCAGCAGCGGCGGCGGCGGCGGGAGCCUGGGCCGCAGCAUGACGGCGGCAGAGCUGUACGGGGCGGUGGCGGCCGGCGGCGGGGCGGCGGCCGGCGGGGCGGCGGCGGGGGCACUGCUCGGGCCCGGCGGGGCAGGGGGCGGGCGGCGCUGGGGCUUCCAGGCGCUGUCCCUGGUGCUGCUGCUGGGGCAAGGUGCUCUGCUGGACCUCUACCUGAUCGCCGUAACAGACCUGUACUGGUGCAGCUGGAUCGCCACCGACCUGGUGCUGGCGGCCGGCUGGGGCAUCUUCUUCUGCCGCAACAGCCGGGCGCGCCGCCGGGAGCGGCCCCCGCCGCCCCCCGGGCCGCCGCCGCCGCACCCGCUGCUGCUGCACGGCCCCCCUGGCGGCCGCGGGGCCGGGGGCCGCGGGGCCGGGGCCCCCCCUCGCGGCGGCGACUUCGCCUACGCGCACCUCGCCUGGCUCAUCUACUCCAUCGCCUUCACGCCCAAAGCGGCGCUGAUCCUGGGCACCUCCAUCCUGGAGCUGAUCGAGCUGCGCCUGCCGCUGGGCACCACCGGAUUUCGCAUCACGCUGGCGCUCUCCGCCCCGCUGCUGUACUGCCUGCUAAGGGCCAUCGGCACCGAGGGCACGGGACAGCUGCUCCUGCCGCCGCAGCCGCCGCCGCAGCACCGCGCCGCCGCCGCCUUCCUCGCCACCUGCCUCGACCUGCUCGACAGCUUUUCCCUGCUGGAGCUGGUGCUGCAGCCCGGGCGGCCGGCGCCGCUGCCCGCCCCGCUGCGCUACCUACUCAUCGCCGUUUACUUCCUCUGCCUGGCCUCGCCGGUGCUGUGGCUCUACGAGCUCAGCGCCGCCCGACCCCCCGGCGCUGCCCGCCUGGCCCUCCACCUCUUGCUGCCCGCCGGGCUGCUAGACGCGCCGCUCCUGGCGCUCCGCUGCCUGCUGCUCCUGCGCUACCAGCAGCCGCUCUCCCUCUUCAUGCUGAAGAACCUCUUCUUCCUGACCUGCCGCGGCCUGGAGGCUCUGGAGACCUGCUGCCUCCUCCGCCCCGUCGCCUCCCCGCCGCCUGCCAAAUACGGCCCCUCCGCCGCCGCCCCCCCCGCCGCCGCCGCCCCGCUGGCCCACGGUCUCUCCGACGCCGACGUGGGCCCCCACGGGUACGUGAACGCCUUGGCGGUAACCGCCCAGGGCUGAGCCAGUUGUCCGCGGCCGCCUUUCCCGGAGGGGCUCUCGCCGCCUCCAGCUCCGCUCCCGGCAGAGUUUCUCUGCAUUUCUGCUCAGGUUCCCGCUGCCGC